Molecule: messenger RNA, 309 nt
Organism: Parnassius apollo (apollo)
Lineage: Eukaryota; Metazoa; Arthropoda; Insecta; Lepidoptera; Papilionidae
Source: the annotation of a GenBank genome assembly
AUGAUAAUAACAAAAAAUAUAAAAAGUUUUAGAAGCACUAAGAGAGCCUUCAAGGAACUAACUCUUCAAAAGAAAUGGAUACAAACACUUGAAAACAAUUCUGAAGAGACUAAGUCAAGAAAAGAUGUGAUAGGCCACGCCACCAAAUUUUAUAAACAACUAUACAAAAAGAAGAAAGACGAAAGUACAUUGAAAGAAGAAAUUGAUAAUAAAUCUAGAGUAAAUAUAGUUAAACCAAUAAAAGAAGAAGAAAUACUCUCGCAUAUAAAAACACUAAAAAAUGAAAAAGUCCAGGGCCCGAUGGGUUAA